Molecule: messenger RNA, 1457 nt
Organism: Cucurbitaria berberidis CBS 394.84
Lineage: Eukaryota; Fungi; Ascomycota; Dothideomycetes; Pleosporales; Cucurbitariaceae
Exons: 4
Coding region: 1-1176 (391 amino acids)
Source: RefSeq, a predicted model, not a curated record
AUGGAUGCCGCAAAUUCCCCGCAAACAUAUCAGCCUGUUGAAACUGCCCACCAUCUAGUGUCUGUCGAAGCAUUUCACGCGGUACUAUGGACCGGCUUCGUCCUCUGCUUGAUUUCCUGCGUAGGGCGAGUCUACAUACGAUACAUGUGCUUCCAUAAGCUACUUAUCGACGAUUGGGCAAUGAUAUUUGCCCUUGCCAUGCUGCUCUCGUCAGCCAUCCUCGGGCAGGUUUAUCUAAAAGACAUCUAUAUGUUAAUGGCUGUUUCCAAGGGUGCCAUUAUGCCCGAUGCAAACUUUCCUCACGAAGCCCGGCGCGGUCUUGUCGGCUUUGGAAUUGCAGCAAUCUUCUCCUACCUAGGGAUCUGGGCAAUCAAGUUGAACUUUUUACUGUUCUUUAAACGCCUCGGAGCCCAAAUUACGCCCUAUAUCAUCUUUUGGUGGGCUGUGCUCAUCUUCACUAUCGCCUGUGGAGCGGUUAGUAUUGGGCUGAUGCAGUUCCAUUGCCUGUUUGGCCCGAUCAAUGACAUAAUGGUGAUAUGUCCGCAGUACACAACUUUGAAACAGACUUAUGACUUUUUCAAAAUAUCCUGCAUUGUCGAUGUGGUCUCGGACGCGCUUAUCAUCUGCUUCCCAGUCGUUAUCCUGUGGAAGACUUCCAUCAAUCGCAAGAAGAAGCUCAUGCUCUCCGGCAUCUUCAGCCUCGUAGUAUUUACCAUGGCCAUAACCAUUGUAAGAGGAAGCAUUUUCGGUGGCGUCUAUAAGACAAUCGACCAAAACAAGAGAAUGGAUAUGAACGUUACAUGGAUUUGGUUCUGGUUUUUCAUUGAAUUUGCAGUCUCUUUCAUUAUUGCCUCUCUAAUCUCGUUCCGAGCUUUGUUCGCACAGAGAGAAAGGAAGGCAGAGGCAAGCCAGCACCGACGACGAGAAGAAGCGUUUCGAAACCAGAAAGAAGCGUCGGAUGAAUCCUCACAGAGAAACGGGUUCCGACGAAGAGCAAGACAACUCCAUGACAGUCUUCUAGAGUCAUUCAAGGACUCUGAAACGAUUCACGACGAUACUUUACCAGUUCCGGAGUCGGGAAGGUUUAGUCCUACAUUUCUCACCAAUAUCAGUGACGACAACUCCGCCAAGGACAGGGCUGAUUCUCUGGACACCUUCUCAAACUCAAGAGUCUAGACCCAAAUUGUGUGGACAGCUGCUACAAAGAGGUAUCGCUGAUCAUCGCGCACUUUGUUCUGAUUCGAGAGACAUUCAAGCAAUGGGAUGGCAUGGUAAAGUUGAGGGUGUUAUAUGCUACGCUAAAAUUGCCAAAACGCUUGGGAAGAUUGAUAGCUCUUUCGUUAGAUCUUAGUACACCUGACUUGCAAAACAGCAUGAUAGAGACAUGCGACUCUAUUCUACAUUCUUCACUAUUUAGUCUUAGCAAUGAAAUGGAUUGGGAUAACUAGCGAAUAUUG